AUGGCUAGUGGAGAAAGACAGAGCUCUUCCUCUCCGUCAACAGGGGAUGAUAAAGGAGGAGGAGGAGGAGGUGGUGGUACUGGACCAGGAAAAGAUGGAAGCUCGGCUGAAAAGCAGUCUUUGAAUCCAGGCAUCCCUAUCCGGGGCAUCAGGAUGAAAUUUGCUGUUCUGACAGGAUUGGUGGAAGUUGGGGAAGUAUCCAACAGGGAUAUUGUAGAAACUGUGUUCAAUCUGCUUGUAGGCGGUCAUUUUGAUCUGGAAAUGAAUUUUAUUAUACAAGAAGGAGAAGGUAUUACAUGCAUGUUGGACUUGCUGGAUAAGUGUGAUGUCACUUGCCAGGCAGAGAUAUGGAGCAUGUUUACAGCCAUCCUGAAAAAAAGUAUCCGAAAUCUGCAGAUUUGCACAGAAGUAGGUCUCAUUGAGCAUGUGCUUCAGAGGAUUGAUAGAGCUGACAGUAUGAUUGCAGAUCUUUUAGUAGAUAUGCUUGGAGUAUUAGCAAGCUACAGUGUGACAGUUCGGGAAUUAAAGCUAUACUUCAGCAAACUUCAAGGAGACAGAGGAAAAUGGCCUCUGUAUGCUGGAAAGUUGUUGUCUGUGUUAAAAUAUAUGCCCCAGAAAUAUGGGCCUGAUGCCUUCUUCAAUUUCCCAGGAAAAAGUGCUGCAGCUAUUGCCUUACCUCCUAUAGCAAAGUGGCCAUACCAGAAUGGAUUUACCUUUCAUACUUGGUUAAGAAUGGAUCCUGUAAAUAAUAUUAAUGUAGACAAAGAUAAGCCUUACUUAUAUUGUUUUAGAACAAGUAAAGGGCUUGGUUACUCUGCCCAUUUUGUGGGAGGCUGUUUGGUUGUGACAUCAAUUAAAUCAAAAGGAAAAGGUUUCCAGCACUGUGUGAAAUUUGAUUUCAAGCCGCAAAAGUGGUACAUGGUUACUAUUGUUCAUAUCUAUAAUCGCUGGAAGAAUAGUGAACUCAGAUGUUAUGUGAAUGGAGAACUAGCAUCAUAUGGAGAGAUAACAUGGUUUGUCAAUGCCAGUGAUACAUUUGACAAAUGUUUCCUGGGCUCUUCAGAAACAGCAGAUGCCAAUCGAGUGUUUUGUGGGCAGAUGACAGCUGUUUAUCUUUUCAGUGAAGCUCUCAAUGCUGCUCAGAUCUUUGCAAUUUAUCAACUUGGUCUGGGAUACAAAGGAACUUUUAAGUUCAAGGGAGAAAGUGAUCUGUUCCUAGCUGAUCAUCAUAAACAAUUAUUAUAUGAUGGAAAACUGUCUAAUGCUAUUGCCUUUACAUACAACCCAAGGGCUACCGAUGCACAGCUCUGCCUAGAAUCAUCACCCAAGGAUAAUCCUUCUAUCUUUGUACAUUCACCACAUGCCCUCAUGUUACAGGAUGUGAAAGCAGUCAUAACCCAUUCUAUCCAAGGUGCAAUGCAUUCUAUUGGAGGAGUGCAGGUGUUAUUUCCUCUAUUUGCACAGCUGGACUAUAGGCAAUAUUCCUUGGAUGAGCCUGACACAACUCUUUGUUCUAUUUUACUGGCUUUCAUUAUGGAAUUGCUGAAGAACUCAGUUGCUAUGCAAGAACAAAUGCUUUCUUGUAAGGGCUUCCUUGUAAUAGGAUACAGUCUUGAAAAGUCUUCCAAAGCACACAUUAACAGAACUGUCUUAGACCUUUGCCUUGCCUUUGCUAAAUAUCUGAGCAAUUUGCAUAAUGGAGCCCCCUUGCUGAAGCAGCUCUGUGAUCAUAUUCUCCUUAACCCUGUAAUAUGGAUUUAUACUCCAGCCAAGGUUCAAUUGAUGUUGUACACUUACUUGUCCACUGAAUUCAUUGGCAUAGCAAAUAUAUAUAAUGCAAUUAGACGAGUUGGUACAGUUCUAUUGGCAAUGCAUACCUUGAAGUAUUACUAUUGGGUAGUUAAUCCUCAAGACCGUAGUGGAAUUACUCCUAAAGGUUUAGAUGGACCUCGGCCUAAUCAGAAAGAAAUUCUUUCUCUGCGAGCCUGUUUACUGAUGUUUAUUAAGCAAUUGGUGACAAAGGACUAUGGAGUGAAAGAAGAUGAACUCCAGGGCAUUCUGAAUUAUCUUCUUACCAUUCAUGAGGAUGAAAAUUUAAUGGAUGUUUUGCAAUUGCUUGUUGCUCUCAUGUCUGAGCACCCCAGUUCUAUGAUUCCUGCUUUUGAUCAGAGGAAUGGGUUACGUGUUAUCUACAAGCUUCUUGCUUCCAAAAGUGAAGGAAUCAGAGUACAAGCACUGAAGGUGAUGGGCUACUUUUUAAAGCAUCUGGCACCCAAGAGGAAAGCAGAAAUUAUGAUUGGACAUGGACUGUUUUCUCUUCUGACUGAGAGGCUUACGCUUCAAACAAACUUAAUUUCCAUGACUACCUACAAUGUUCUUUUUGAGAUACUCAUUGAGCAGAUUUGUACACAAGUGAUGCAUAAACAGCAUCCUGACCCAGAUUCAACAGUGAAAAUACAAAAUCCCCAGCUUCUAAAAGUUAUUGCUGUUUUGCUACGUAAUUCCCCACCGUGCUCAGAAACCAUGGAAGUCCACCGAGUCUUUCUAUCAGACAUGAUUAAGCUUUUUAAUAGCAGCAGGGAGAAUAGGAGGAGUUUACUGCAGUGCUCUGUGUGGCAGGAAUGGAUGCUUUCCCUUUGCUAUUUUAAUCCCCAAAGCUCUGAUGAACAGAAGCUAACAGAAAUGGUGUAUGCCAUUUUUCGAAUACUACUUUAUCAUGCAAUCAAGUAUGAAUGGGGUGGCUGGCGUGUUUGGGUGGAUACCCUAGCAAUUACACAUUCAAAGGUAACUUUUGAAAUACAUAAACAGAACCUUUCUCAGAUGUUCAGGGAAUAUGAAGAGAAAGGAGACGAAUCCUGCAGUGCUGGUCCAUCAUCCAUUAUUAGAACAGUUUCAGGUAUUAGUAAAGAUGCUGAAGUUACAGAGAAACUCCAUCUUCUUGAAAAAAAAGAAGCCGACACUUCUGCAGUUGAUAUUGACAACAGAAGCAUGAACAACAGCGUUAUGAAAGAUGAAAGUAGAUUACCUGAUUUUGAAGAACACAGUACUUUAGAAACAAACAAAGAAAAAAACAAAACAGAAAAUAUCCAGAAAACUCUUGGUUUAAACAAAGCACCUAGUUUGGAUCUUCCCCUACAAGCUCAAGUGACGAAACAGAGCUCAGAACAUACUGCUGAGAUUAUUGGAAUAAACCAUGAAGAAAAAGAAAUAAGUACCACUGAUUCACAAUCACCUUUAGAAAAUGUUGAAACACUAGAAAGCCCAGAAAUGUUAGAAAAUGUAACACCAGAAGUAUAUGUGGAGGAAGAUGAAGAUUUUGUUGAUUUAAAAGAGGAGACUAAUCUGGCACUUACAUCAGAACAAUGUGUUCCAAAACCCAUUGAGGAACAUGAUUUGUGCGAUAGCCAGGUAACCUCAGUUGGACAGCAGUGCACUGCUUCUUCAAAAGAACCUGUUUCAAUAGAAGUAGUACCUGAACUUGUUGAAGGAUCAGUUGUUGAAGGAUCAAUGGAAACAGAACAGCAGGAUUGCUUGCCAGAAACCAGUGGUCCUGAAAUAAACAGAGCUCAGUCAACUUCAGACACUGAGAAUAACAUUGAUGACAAAAAUACUAAUCAACCCCAAACCAAGACAGUUGUAGAUAGCACACAACCACAGACCUCAGAAGCAAUAAUUGCUUCAGAUAAGAAAAUUGCCAGACUUGACGUUUCCAGCAUUGCAUCAGAUACCGAAAGAUUAGAAUUAAAGCCCCAUGCAAAUCCAGAAGUAAAUCAGCCUCCUCGCGCCAUUUCUGAGACGUCUAGGCAGUAUGAUUCAUCAGAUCAAAAUGUAGCAACUCCUUCAGAUGGGCAGAGGAAGGAUUCUAGAACUACCAUGUUCCGUAUCCCUGAAUUCCGAUGGUCUCAAAUGCAUCAGCGCUUGCUUACAGAUCUUCUCUUUUCUAUAGAAACAGAUGUACAAAUGUGGAGAAGUCAUUCUACCAAGACUGUGAUGGACUUCGUGAACAGCAGUGAUAAUGUCAUCUUUGUACAUAACACAAUUCAUCUUGUCUCUCAAGUGAUGGACAAUAUGAUUAUGGCUUGUGGUGGCAUAUUACCUUUGCUUUCAGCUGCUACAUCUGCUACGCAUGAAUUGGAAAGAAUUGAGCCAACUCAAGGAUUAUCAGUGGAAGCUUCCAUAGCAUUCCUUCAAAGACUAAUUAGCCUUGUGGAUGUACUGAUCUUUGCAAGUUCCCUUGGAUUUAAUGAAAUUGAGUCAGAGAAAAAUAUGUCAUCUGGUGGAAUUUUACGGCAAUGUCUUCGACUUGUAUGUGCGGUAGCCGUCAGAAAUUGUUUGGAAUGUCAGCAACAGCAUAUGUUAAUGAAGCCUAGUGGAGAAAACGUUAAGCAUCAGAAAACAAUACAAAGCCUUAUAGCCUCAGGAAGGACUGGAGCAAAGAGUCCAGUUGAUAUGGUAACUGGAGGGAUUUCUCCAAUAAGAGAUAUUGACAGACUUCUACAGGAUAUGGAUAUUAAUCGCCUCCGUGCAGUGGUAUUCAGAGAUAUAGAGGACAGUAAGCAGGCACAGUUCUUGGCUUUGGCUGUAGUGUAUUUUAUCUCUGUACUCAUGGUAUCAAAAUACAGAGAUAUCUUGGAACCUCAAGCUGAACGGAGGCAAUUUCAACCUUCUCAGUCACCCAAAAUAGUUAAGGAAGAACAAUCUGAAGCUAUUACUACUUUAAGUCAGGAACCUGCCGAGCAGUCAGAAAGUGUGACAUCUCCACAAAGAUGGGAUUCCAGAAUUCAGGAGGAAGCACAUUCUGGAUCAGGAGACAAUUCUGAGAUGGUUACUGAACCAGAAAGACAGAGUAUAAGUACAGGUCCAGAUGCGAUCAGUGAAAUAUUAUGUACUCUUUCUUCAGAAGUUAAUAAAUCUCAAGAAAAUACAAAUGAAGUACAUAAUGAGGUAGAUGGUAAAACUGCAUCCUCUGUGCAAACUGCAAAAAACGUCAAUGUGAAAGACAUCCUAAGAAGUUUGGUCAGUGCUCCUGCAGACGGGGCCAUGGUUGACCCUACUGUUCUUCUACCUGUUUUUCUUGGAGUCCUUGGUGAUGGUGCUACUGCACAACCAAUACAAUUUCAAUCUUUUGACAGGAGUGUGGUUGUGGCACCAAAGAAGUCAGUGAGUUCAUCUGCAGCUACAAUUAACGUACCUACAAAUGCUGUUAGUGUGGUUUCUUCUUUGGAUUCUUCCCAAGCUCCAGAUGUAACUGGAAGCUCUCCAAGCAAUGGAUCAUCAGAUUCAAGAUUACCAUCUGUUCCUACACUUUCUUCUGUGCCUGAGGAUUCUGCUUCAAACAUGAGUAUUUCAGAGAGGCUUGAGCAUGCUUUGGAAAAAGCUGCCCCUCUUCUGAGGGAGAUAUUUGUGGACUUUGCUCCUUUUCUUUCGCGUACCCUCUUGGGUAGUCAUGGUCAAGAACUGCUGAUAGAAGGUACAAGUCUUGUAUGUAUGAAAUCUAGCAGUUCAGUUGUGGAAUUGGUCAUGCUGCUUUGUUCUCAGGAAUGGCAGAACUCAAUACAGAAGAAUGCAGGCCUAGCUUUCAUUGAACUUGUCAAUGAAGGAAGGUUGCUGAGUCAAACAAUGAAGGAUCAUUUAGUGAGGGUAGCAAAUGAAGCAGAAUUUAUCUUGAAUAGGCAGAGAGCGGAAGACGUUCAUAGCCAUGCUGAAUUUGAGUCAUUGUGUGCCCAGUAUUCUGCAGAAAAACGUGAAGAUGAGAAGAUGUGUGAUCAUUUGAUAAGGGCAGCCAAGUAUCGUGAUCAUGUGACAGCAACUCAGCUGAUACAGAAAAUCAUCAAUAUACUGAUGGACAAGCAUGGAGCCUGGGGCAAUUCUCCACCAAGUCGUCCUCGUGAGUUCUGGCGCCUUGACUACUGGGAAGAUGACUUGCGGCGCCGGCGACGAUUUGUGCGUAACCCCCUUGGAUCGACACAUCCUGAAGCGACCUUAAAAGCUGCCACAGACCACGCUCCUGAUGAAGAUGUACUUGUUAAAGGAAAGCAAUCUAUCAAGAAUCAGGCUUUAGGAAAUCAGAAUUCAGAAAGCGAGAUUCUCCUGGAAGUUGAUGAUGAUAAUUUGUCAUCCAUGGAAGAGAAAGAACUUGAGAAUUUAACUGGUCCUGUUAGUCUGUGUACACCAGCUCAGCUCGUGGCCCCUUGUGUAGUAGUGAAAGGCACUCUGUCCAUCACCUCCUCUGAAGUGUAUUUUGAGGUAGAUGAAGAAGAGCCCAUUUUUAAGAAAAUGGAUUCCAAGAUACUUGCAUAUACGGAUGGACUGCAUGGAAAAUGGCUGUUUUCAGAGAUUCGAUCAGUAUUUUCUCGACGCUAUCUAUUGCAGAAUACAGCACUGGAAAUCUUUAUGGCUAACAGAGUUGCUGUCAUGUUCAACUUUCCGGAUCCUGCAACUGUAAAAAAAGUAAUCAAUUGUUUACCUCGUGUUGGAAUUGGAACUAGUUUCGGAUUGCCUCAAACCAGACGUAUUUCUAUGGCCACUCCACGUCAAAUCUUUAAAGCUUCAAAUAUGACUCAGCGAUGGCAACACAGAGAGAUUUCAAAUUUUGAAUAUCUUAUGUUUCUUAAUACCAUUGCAGGGCGUACAUACAAUGAUUUAAACCAGUAUCCAGUAUUUCCUUGGGUGAUCACUAACUAUGAAUCAGAAGAGUUGGACCUUACACUUCCAAGUAAUUUCCGGGAUUUGUCAAAGCCUAUUGGUGCUCUUAAUCCCAAACGAGCUGCAUUCUUUGCAGAACGCUACGAAACCUGGGAAGAUGAUCAAGUCCCAAAGUUUCAUUAUGGCACUCAUUAUUCAACAGCCAGUUUUGCACUCACUUGGUUGUUAAGAAUUGAGCCUUUUACAACAUUUUUCCUACACUUGCAAGGUGGGAAGUUUGAUCAUGCAGAUAGAGCUUUCUCAUCAGUUUCAAGGGCAUGGCGUAAUUGUCAACGUGACACAUCUGAUAUCAAGGAGCUUGUUCCUGAAUUUUAUUAUCUACCUGAGAUGUUUGUCAAUUUCAAUAAUUACAAUCUUGGAGUGAUGGAUGAUGGAACAGUGGUGUCUGAUGUUGAACUUCCACCAUGGGCCAAAACCCCAGAAGAAUUUGUUCGCAUAAAUAGACUGGCUUUGGAAAGCGAAUUUGUUUCCUGUCAACUGCACCAGUGGAUUGAUUUGAUUUUUGGCUAUAAGCAGCAAGGGCCAGAAGCUGUCAGAUCUCUAAAUGUUUUCUACUAUCUGACCUAUGAAGGAGCUGUCAAUCUUAAUUCAAUAAUGGAUCCAAUGUUGAGGGAGGCAGUGGAAGCUCAGAUCCGAAGUUUUGGACAGACUCCUUCCCAAGUGCUUAUAGAACCACAUCCUCCAAGAAGUUCUGCUAUGCAGUUGUAUCUCCUUCUCCAGAGUCCAUUGAUGUUCACAGACCAAGCUCAACAGGAUGUCAUCAUGGUCCUAAAAUUUCCAUCCAACUCUCCUGUAACACAUGUAGCAGCCAACACUCAGCCUGGUUUGGCAAAUUCUGCUGUGAUUACUGUCACUGUCAACCGACUAUUUGCUGUGAAUAAGUGGCACAAUCUUCCUGUUCAUCAAGGUGCUGUACAAGACCAGCCAUACCAGCUGCCAGUGGAAAUCGAUCCUCUCAUAGCUAGCAAUACAGGUAUGCAUAGAAGGCAAAUCACAGAUCUUCUGGACCAAAGUAUUCAAGUCCAUUCCCAGUGCUUUGUUAUUACUUCAGAUAAUCGCUAUAUCCUGGUCUGUGGAUUUUGGGAUAAAAGUUUUCGGGUGUAUUCUACUGAUACAGGCAAACUAAUGCAAGUUGUGUUUGGACACUGGGAUGUUGUUACCUGCCUUGGCCGCUCUGAAUCUUAUAUUGGAGGAAACUGUUAUAUUCUAUCAGGAUCUCGUGAUGCCACUCUGCUGCUAUGGUACUGGAAUGGUAAAACCAAUAGCAUUGGUGAUAACACAAAUGGUGAAACAGCUGUUCCUCGGGCAAUCUUGACUGGACAUGAUUAUGAGAUUACCUGUGCAACAAUUUGUGCUGAACUUGGUAUAGUGAUAAGUGGUUCUAAAGAAGGAUCAUGUCUCAUACAUUCUAUGAAUGGGGAUCUACUGCGGACAUUAGAAGCUCCUGAAAACUGUAUGAAAGCAAAACUUAUCCAAGCAUCAAGAGAGGGUCACUGUGUUAUAUACUAUGACAAUGGUCAUUUCUGUGUAUUCAGUGUGAAUGGAAAACUCCACUCCACUAUGGAAACAGAUGAUAAUAUCAGGGCAAUCCAGCUGAGCCGUGAUGGGCAGUAUCUCCUCACAGGAGGAGACAAUGGAGUUGUUAUGGUAUGGCAAGUGUAUGAUCUCAAGCAGCUUUUUGCCUAUCCUGGUUGUGAUGCUGGUAUCCGAUCCAUGACUCUUUCAUAUGACCAAAGGUGUAUAAUGACAGGCAUGGCUUCUGGCAGCAUAGUGGUUUUCUACAAUGAUUUCAACAGAUGGCAUCAUGAAUACCAAACCAGAUACUGAAAUAUGAAUUGAAGUGAUGUGGCCGUGCAGCUCUUCUCAUAUGGAGACUUCAAACACACACAUCUCUCUUUAGUAUCUUGUCAUAUUCUAAAUCUUAUAAAUAGUUAAUAUAUCUGAAUGUAACUUAAAUUUGCUGGGAGAUGCUAUUUUUUGAAGUUAAUUGCUAUUUUUGUAGAUUUUGCUUGACUUUUUGGGAUGGGGAAAAAACAGAUGAUUAUUGGGGUUCUGUAGCUUAUAAAGAAAAUCUAUAUUUUUUAGUCAUAGUAAAUCUAUUUUGAUCAUUAUACUGGGGUGGGGGAAGACUGUAAUAGGGUGGCUAUAAUUCUUGUAUUAGCUAUAUUAUGAAACAUGUUUCUCAUGUAAACUUUAUAAUCUUAUGGAAUAUUUGAUUUUAACAAUGGAAAUUGUUAUAACAAAGGAAGUUGGUUAUAAUACCAGCAGUUAUAAUACUGACAUUUUAAACUAUGCUUAUCCCUCCCUUCCCUUUUGUCUUGUACUUUUACAGUGAUAACUUGAAGCACUGAAUUUUCUGAAAAUCAAGAAUAUUUAAAUUUUUGUUUUCACAUCUGUGUAAUGAUCAAGUGUGAUUCUAGAAUCUAGGUGAUUAGUAUACCUUUUAAAUUAUUAAUUUGUUAUUUUGUUGUAUGGUUAAGAGAGAAAUACCAUAAUCAUAAGCAGAAUUUAUACAUCAAGCAUAUUUUUCCUAUCCUUUCAUCAGGCCCACUGUUCUUCAAAAAUAAGAUCUAUUUUGAGGAUUUUGGAAGUAUUCUAUUUAUCUUCUGUACUUUUUGAAACCAUGUGUGGAUAAAAAAAAACAUUUGUGCUGAAGAUCUGCUAUUUUCCUUCAGCACCUUAAUGGUAAAAGCUAUUGUGUGCCUGCAACAGAACUAGAAAACUGUAUUGCACAAGACCUUAUAUUGAUCUUAAAAUCAAGACAUGUUCCUAUCAAAUCUGAUUCAAUCAUUCUGACAAAUCUCUCUUCAAGCUCUUGGGAAACUAAAUAAAAUUUAUUAUGAACAAUGUUAUUUUGGUGUUGCAUAAAUCCUACUUAAUAUAUGAUUGCUGUGCAAAAUUCUGUGAUGAUAUAUGUGAAAAGUAUUGUUUUUAGAAUGUACUGCAAAAUUAUUUCUUGAUAAGUUGUGGUUUAAGAUUUAAAAUUUACAUUUCUCUGUCUUUGUCAGUAUAUAAUUUCUUCAACUAAUUAUUUGAAGCAAUUUGUAUGUUUUUUUCCUAAUAUUCAAAUAGCCCUUCUUUAUAUAAGCAUCAGAAAGGGGGAAACUCAGUUUGAAACAAGAUAUUAAAUAAAAAAGGCAUUUGU
Messenger RNA from Notechis scutatus (mainland tiger snake), 9850 nucleotides. RefSeq names its product LPS responsive beige-like anchor protein (gene LRBA). Gene Ontology annotation, biological process: intracellular protein localization. Lineage: Eukaryota; Metazoa; Chordata; Lepidosauria; Squamata; Elapidae. The record is from RefSeq and is a predicted model, not a curated record. Gene Ontology annotation, molecular function: protein kinase binding. Gene Ontology annotation, cellular component: membrane; cytosol.